CCGUCAGGCCCGCGCCAGGCGAUCGCCGCUGCACCGGCACGCCAAGUCGAGGGGACGGGCGUAGACUUGACGGCGAGGCCGCGGAGCACGACAGUCGCCGGCGGCGUCCCCAUCCAGCGUCAACGAAGGCGACGCGAAGAGAUGGCUGGCGAAGGAUCCGUCAGGUUGUCCCUCCUUAGCGACUCAAUGUUGUACGCAAUCGUGGCACUCGUGGCGCUCCUGCACCAGCCAGUCACCCAAGGGAAAGCUAUCACCCCGUUUGCGGGCCCAUGGUUCGCGUGGACCGAAAAGUUCUCUGUUUGCGAAGGCCAGUACCCGUGGUCGUGGAACAUAAAAACCACUCCCUAUAACCCUCAGAAACAUGAAUUACAACUCAUUUCAGGAAACGUCACAGGCGACAAGACUAUUGACGACAAUUUCUGGUUGAAAGUAGUCAUGGACCUUCGGUCCAAAAAUCAGUGGAGCAACAAAGGUUUGACCUUUGAGUUUAAAAAUAAGGCCUGUACAGCAGUCGUAUCAAAUAUCCCCGGAUUUUAUUCACUUUUCUUCGGGAAGGAAAAGAAACCGUGCUCUAUAGAUCCUGGAGUUUACCGGGUGGACCAAGAGCCGAUAGAUUGGAAUUUUCCUAAUUUCCCAAUCGUUCCAUAUGGACAUUACAAGUUUAGAAUCAUGUCUGGGAUUGGCAACGACAUGGCCGUGUGCUUGAUUAAUGAAGUUCAUCUUAUUCCUAAGCCGACCACGUAGGAAGAGCAAAGAUUUCGAUAUGCGAGGAGGCAAGGGCUUCCUCCCCAGCUUACAGUCAUUUAAGUUAAAAAGGUAUCAAUUAAACUGUGUGACAGGAA
Messenger RNA from Frankliniella occidentalis (western flower thrips), 842 nucleotides. RefSeq lists its product as uncharacterized. Bases 142 to 744 code for a protein of 200 amino acids. The transcript has 5 exons. NCBI's taxonomy places the organism in Eukaryota, Metazoa, Arthropoda, Insecta, Thysanoptera, Thripidae. The record is from RefSeq and is a predicted model, not a curated record.